Molecule: messenger RNA, 354 nt
Organism: Adineta steineri
Lineage: Eukaryota; Metazoa; Rotifera; Eurotatoria; Adinetida; Adinetidae
Source: the annotation of a GenBank genome assembly
AUGUCAAAUUUUAUUCCAUUAAGCGUACUUAAUCAUCAAUGGAAUGAUUUUAAUCAUCGUUUACAAAUAUUAAUUCAUUCACAAUCUCAAUAUGAGAAAAUUCAUUAUCAUCAACCUAUUAAUUCUUCAUUAUCGAAUUCAAAACAAAGAAUUAAUGAACAUUCGAAACAAUAUGAUAGAAAAGAAAAUAAUCAGUUAGAAUUAUUGACAACAGGAAAAAGAAAAAAAUUGUUACAAGAUAUUAAAACAAAUGAAAAUAAUCUUGAUAGAGUACAUCAACGACUUGAUGGUAUGAUCAACAAUAGUUUAAUGUUAAGAUUAUUUUUUGAUAGUUGUUCGUCAGGAAAUGGUUGA